AUGGUGCAUAACCACCCCUUUGCAUCGUGGGGGAGCUUUGCCACAAAUGCCCAGCCGGCGUCGACAGCUGCUUUGGUGGCGGCCACCCCGACUGCAGCGACAAAUAUCGCAACAACCUCAGCAGCAACCACUACUGCUUCUCAACUCACAACAACGACAUCGACCACGUCUUUUACACCUUCGACUAUCAUGCGAUCCUCACAGCCCACAAUGGUCCAGCCCCACCACCAGUUGCACUACCAGCAUCAGCUUCAUCUCCAGCAGUUGCAGCAACACCAUCAGUAUCUUGCAGCAGCGCGACAGCAGCAAGCUCAACAACAACAGCAGCAGCAGCGUGUUGCCUUCCCCACAUUCCCCGCCGUAGCUGUAACAGCCGUUUCCUCCCCCUCCAACCAAAAAACCCAGCAGCCCACCUUCCCUCCCUCCGUUGCAACGUCCUCCGUUCCAACUUCUGCGUCAACCAAUGGGGUUGAGGUUACCAAGGCAACCGGGGCCCCUGUGCUCCCUCAAAUCCCUGAAGAUCUCCUCCUCAAACUUGAUCCCUCUCUCGCUGACCAGAAAUCAGUUGAAUCUGCAGCAGCGGUGGAAAAACCCUAUCAGUGCGACCAAUGCUUGAAGCGCUACUCCGGUAUUAAGUCGCUGAAAAAUCACAAAUUAACGCACUCUGAUAUCCGGCCCCACAAGUGCUCUUUCUGUCAGAAGGCUUUUCUGCGAGCCGACAAGAUGCGGAUGCACGAAAUCUCCCACCUCAAUGUAAAACCGUUUGAGUGCGCUACAUGCAAACAACGCUUCACGAGAUCAGACAAACUCAAAAUCCACCACCGCACGCACACAGGCAUUCGACCCUACGCGUGCUCCUUUUGCCCUAAACGCUUUACCCGGUCCGACAAGUUGAAAAUCCAUGAGAGAAUCCACACGAAAAUUAAGCCGUACGAGUGUAUACACUGUGGCAAGUGUUUUGCCCGGUCGGACAAACGACGAUUGCACGAGAAGACGCAUUUAUAUGGACCUCGGCCAAGGACGAACGGCGUGCGGAAGUCCAAGUCCGGGUCUGCUGGGGCGCCGGCAGCAUCAGCCUCCGCCACGUCAUCCACACCCUCGGUUGUGUCUGCUAGUGCGAACCCCCUGCCUGUUUCGGGGUUCGGUUUCCUCUCCGCGGCGCCUGGGGCUGCCACAACAACUCUUUUCGCCGCACAAAACUUCCCCAUCGUCGCACUAAACCCGGUGGUUAAUGGGACGGCUGCCGCUAUUGUCCCUUCCAGCACGACAAACUCCACCACCACCACCACCGCCGCCACUGCUACUACUGACAAUGGAAUUAGUAACAUGAGUACCGCCUCAACUGCUGCAAGUGUUUCGACGAAUGCGACUAGUGCUGCCGCGGCAGCUAUCACAGCCUACCCGCAAUUUGCUCAGCAGAUGCACUACCCAGUUUUUAUGACGGCAAACACCAACCCCGCGGCGUCCUUUGUCUGUGUGGGACCAUCGGCAACAGCGACGACAACUACGGCGCCGUCCACUACCGGGAUUGUGUCGACUAGUGUUCCCACCGUGGCUGCAGCGGCCACAAACAACAUCGCCGCGGUGAUGGCAGCGGCUGCGUUGGGUCGCCAGUUCCAGAGCACCGGGGGUACGGGUUCGGCCCAGGUGGCCUCGAACACGGUGGCUCAUCAUUACGCCCACCAUCCUGCCCACCUCCAGUCACAACAAGCUGCCUACCUCCAGACCCCUGCCCACUACCAUCGACAGCAUCAGUACGCCUAUGCCGCCCAGCAGCAACAGCAGUAUCAGCAUCAUGUCAUCCAACAGCUGACUCAGCAGCCUCAACAGACCGCGCAACAGCAGGCCCAGCAGCAACAGCAGCAGCAUCAUCCCUCGGCUUACCACACCCAGCAACAGCACCAGCAGUACGCUGCAAUGCUGCAGGCCCAUCAAGCCGCGCACAUGCGACAACAAGCCUUCAGCUUCUUCCCUAACCGGACGACACAGUUCUCCUUCAACACUGGCGCGGCAACUUCGCAGGAACAGCAGCAGCAGAUUCUGGCGGCUCAGCAGCAAUACCUCCAGCACCAACAAUACGCCCAGCAGAUGGCCGUUGUGGCGGCGCAACAAAGAGCAGCAGCUGCGGCAGCCACUGCGGCUGUCUCCUCCCAGGCCGUGGCCUCAAACACCCCCGCCAACACGUCCUCCGUGUCCACGACUUGA
This is a messenger RNA of Mesocestoides corti, 2205 nucleotides long. Lineage: Eukaryota; Metazoa; Platyhelminthes; Cestoda; Cyclophyllidea; Mesocestoididae. The record is from the annotation of a GenBank genome assembly.